Trichomonas vaginalis G3 is the source of this 699-nucleotide messenger RNA. RefSeq names its product protein of unknown function (DUF3447). The transcript has a single exon. Bases 1 to 699 code for a protein of 232 amino acids. Lineage: Eukaryota; Parabasalia; Trichomonadida; Trichomonadidae. The record is from RefSeq and is a predicted model, not a curated record.
AUGAUUAUUCUUGAACCGCGAAUAUGCUCAGCAUCUGUACUUACAAAUAUUAUAUUUCAAGCAGCAAAUUUUCAAAAAAAAGUUUACGAAAAAUAUCACCCAAAAUAUAUCAGUGAAUUUGAAUGCGUUUGCGAUUACUUCAUUUACAAGGAAUAUGGUGUUUUGUUAAAUCAGGAAAACGAAAAAUACUUUUAUGAAUACGAAAUCCAAAAAUAUUCUUUAGAAAUUCAUGAAGAAGGCACUAUUUACAAGGCCAUUAUGGAUAAUGAUGUCAAUGCACUAAUACUGUUCACAGAACAAGAAGGAUUUGAUAAAGAUCAAAAUACAACAAACAAAUUAUAUCCAUAUAUCGGAAGAGGCCUUUCUUUACUUGAGUUAUGUUGGUAUCAUGGUCCAUCAGAAUGUUUCAAGCUCCUGCGCUCAAAAUUGAAUACUGAAAUCACUCCUACAUGUCUUAAAUUUUCAUUUUUUGGUGGAAAACCAGACAUAAUGAAUGAAUGUUUGCAAUUCCAAAGAAUAGACAAAGAUUGCACUGAUUAUACCAUUGCAUCUCAUAACAUAGAUUUCAUCACUUUUUUGAUGAACCAAAUUGAUUUAUUCAGUUUGUGGUCUUGCUGCGAAUAUUACAAUCUUCAUGCAUUUUUUGAAUAUUUAAAUAGAAUGAAUGAUUUGAUUCGUUUUUUCGUGAUGUCUCCUUGA